Molecule: messenger RNA, 2580 nt
Organism: Pseudoliparis swirei
Lineage: Eukaryota; Metazoa; Chordata; Actinopteri; Perciformes; Liparidae
Gene: misp
Product: mitotic spindle positioning
Source: RefSeq, a predicted model, not a curated record
UAUUCUUCUUCAUGACUUUAUUCUUCUUCAUUACUUUAUUCUUCUUCAUUACUUUGUCCCAACUCCAUCUGGCUUCGCCUCGUGUUUCCAUGACAACUGUCCCCUGUUGUUUCAGCCUCGCCAGCCGUCUGGAGGCUCCUCCUCCUCAGAGCUCCGCUCGGCGUCUUCCUCCCUCUGACCCUUGACCUGCCGCCAUGGACCGCCCCCCGAGGCCCUGGGUGCUGAAGCCUCUGUCGCCCCUCCUUCAACCCUCAGACCUGCGCACCAUCGCCGGCCCGGCUCCGAGGGAGUCCUCGGCCCCGAGCGAUGCGACCUUCGGCUCCGACAGCAUCUCCGUCACUUGUAGUCGUUCGUCGGCGGCCGUCUCCUCUCAGGAGGGGGGCGGAUGCAGACCCGUUGGAGUCCAGGUCGCCGUAUCGCAGGAUGGAGACGGCGCCGUGGACGAGGGGCGUCCCAGCAGUCCCAGCAGCAGCGUGGGAUCUCACUGUGGUUUCUACUCCUUCGUGGAGGAUCCUUCGAGUCCCGAGGCCGAGAUGAACGAAGCUUGGAUGCUCUCACCGCAGCGGCAGACUCAGCUGGCAACUCUGAAGAAGGAGAAAGGAUUCAAACUACAGACCUACACCAGCAGCAAGAAGCCAGAGAGUCUCUUUGCAGACAGCGAUGGAGACUCAGAGUACAAAGUGGAACAGAGGAACGGCAACAAGGUCAUCCGGCAACAAGAGGACCAGCAGCUUCGGAAGGAGAUCAUUCGCUGCCAAGCGCCAAAGAAGAACCUGACGUUUAGAGAAGAGCCCGGUCCGCUGAAGGCCCUGAGCAGGAGGACCAACACACUGAGAGAAGGUCUCAGGCCCGUCGGCCUCAGAGCUGAUUCCGGGAGCAUUGACGAAGAGCAGAUCAACUUCAGUGCUGCCCGACAAAAGUUCCUGAAGAUGGAGACGGGCCCGCCCCGCCCCCCGAGGUCCUCAAGAACACAUCGGGACGUGUCUCUGCAGACACGACCCUCGGCAGAGCAGAUGGAAACAUGUGACAGUUUGGAAGUGAGCGGAAAAAAUACCACAACGUCCACAACAAGGGAAGAAGAGGAGAUGUUCCCAGAGAAGAAGCGGACAGAGAGUCUGCCUGUGGAGGUGGGCGGCGGCUACACCGGUGAUGAUGGCAUGUUCCGUGGUGACACUCGGCAAGAGAAAAGAAGCUGCGAGUCCACCGGCGACGAUGAGACCCCGAUCGAAAGGGAGAUCCGCUUCGUUCAGGAGCGCGAGGAGAAGCUGCGGCGCUCACGAGGGCUGACGCUGAGCAACAGCAGAGCGGAGAUGGUCGAGGUAACAACCAACCGGCUCCCAGCAACACUUGCGCCUGUCAAAGCUAAAGCAAAGAAAGGAGUGAACUUCAUCAUCCAGCGUGAGAUCCAGGAGGAGAAGCACAAGAAGGAGGAGAUCCUGGGACGACAGCGUCUCGACCCUCGACCGGACAGAGAGCGUGACCAACACGACGAGGACAAGACGACAGAAGAAAUGUCUCAUGGUGAGUCUGGAGGAGCAGACGUGUUCCCGCCGCCAUGCGGUCCUCAUCAACAGCCCAACGUCAGCAGGAAGAGUUCAGCUCCUCCUUCCUUCUCCGUGAAGGGCUCCGAGGUGCAAACGACUUCUUCACCUGCACCGACACCUCGGCUCGGAACCACGUCGACCACGCCUUGGUCCUGGAGGGAGAACCUGGAGUCAAACGGCCUGCACUCCAGAGGGAAAGGAGCUCCAGAUUUCAUCGAGAAGGAGAUGGAGGAGGCCCUGAGGCGGGAGCAGGAGCUGAGGGAGCAGAGGGAGGAAACAGCUCCUCUGUUGGAACCGCCAGACCCACCUGCCAACACAGAUCAACCCAUCAGUGUGUCCUGUCCGUCUCCUCGUCCCUCCAUGUCCUUCAUCACGGCUCAGCCCUGGUCCUCAACACCUCCCCUCUCCUCCUCCUCCUCCUCCUCCUCAUCCCUCCCCCCCUCCUCUUCUUCCCCCGCGGCGGUCCGGCCCCAUCCCCCCCUUAGAGGUCUAUCAGAGACUCUGCUGCAGGACUUCAAGGAGAGACAAGUCCAACUGAAGCUGGAGGAGGGCAUGUAUGCAGGGAUUCAGCUGGUUGACGACGUGAACAGCGAGGUUGUUGAGUCGACUCGAGUCAUUCGACAUAAAAACCAACGCGCUCUGCGCUGGGAAGCUGGCGUGUUCUCAAAUCAGGAGGACCAGUGAGACCAGCAGGACCAGGACCAGGACCAGGAUCAGGACCAGGACCAGGACCAGGACCAGGAUCAGGACCAGGACCAAGAUCAGGACCAGGACCAGGACCAGGAUCAGGACCAGGAUCAGGAGCUGCAGGAUGACAUGGUGACUCCUCUGGUUGGUCUCUUCACUAACUAACUUCCUCGUCCAAUCAGGGCUGUCCCCUGUCCUCGUCCAAUCAGCCUCCAGGAGGUCUCUGACAUGAUUGAAACUCAUCUCACACACAAUAAUAAAGUCAAAUGUCCUCUUCUCUGUUUAUAUGUUCAAAUAAGAGAUUUGUGGAAUAUGAAUUCUAAAUAACAAUAAAUGAAAGUUAAUUGUU